Molecule: messenger RNA, 2334 nt
Organism: Mauremys reevesii (Reeves's turtle)
Lineage: Eukaryota; Metazoa; Chordata; Testudines; Geoemydidae
Gene: RNF139
Product: ring finger protein 139
Exons: 2
Coding region: 273-2255 (660 amino acids)
Biological process (GO): ERAD pathway
Cellular component (GO): endomembrane system; endoplasmic reticulum
Molecular function (GO): zinc ion binding; ubiquitin protein ligase activity
Source: RefSeq, a predicted model, not a curated record
GGGCCGGGGAGCUCCUGGCGGGAACACUCCCGGACCCACCGGCAGCAGCAGCCCGCCCGGUGUGGAAGCCGGGGGCGGGGCCGCGCAUUGUGACGGCGCCGUGUCCCCGCCUCUCCCUAGGGCGGUGCGGGCGGCCGCAGGCCGAGGCCCGAGCGCGAAAGGAACAUGGAGGCGGCCGCACUGCGGGGGGCCUGGCCCGUCCGGGAGGCGGGAGCCGGACUAUAGCGAGGUCCUUGGGCCAGAGACCGGUACGAGGCGGCGGGUCCCGGGGGAUGGCGGCCCCUGGCCCCCCGCAGCUGCCGGGGCUGCGGCUGGGCCCGCGGCUCCGAACCGGGCUGGAAGUUGCGCUGCGGGUGCCCAGCCUCUUCCUCAUCGACGCCAUCUUCAACUCGUACCCCCUGCUGGGGGGCUCCCUGUCCGCCGGGCUCCUGGGCGUGCUGCUGCGGCUGCUGGGGGUCUUUGUAUCCAGUGUUGUUCUGGUCUUGCAACAGCGAGCACUUUUCAAGUUUUAUAUGAUCAGCUCGGCAUUUCUGCUAGCUGCAACCUCAGUGUUGGUGAAUUAUUAUGCUUCUUUGCACAUAAACUUCUACAGUGCCUACUACACAGCAGCUUUUGGAAUUCAGUUCCUCCCUCAUAAAGGACCUUCACUAUGGAUGGCACUUUCUAUCCUUCAGCUUACCUUUGGGAUUGGAUAUGUUACAUUGUUAAACGUGCAGUCCAUAUACUCCCAACUAAUCAUACUGGAUAUACUGAUUCCUAUAAUAGGCUUGAUCAUUGAAUUACCUUUAAAUGUCAGACAGAUUUUAGUUUUUAUUUCAGGUCUAAUUCUGACAUUAUAUACCACAAUCAAUUUAGUUAUGAAAAUUAAAUGGUUCUAUUAUUCCACACGAUACGUUUAUCUCCUUUUAAGGCAUAUGUAUCGCAUUUAUGGAUUACAGCUAUUGAUGGAAGAUACGUGGAAAAGGAUUCGUUUUCCAGCUGUACUGCGUGUGUUCUGGCUAACGAGACUUACAGCACAAGCAGUUGUGUUAACUUAUGUUGUCAAGAUGGCAGAAACUAAUACAGAAGAGAAGUUCUACUUGAUUUCUUGGGAAAAUUGUUGGGAACUAGUUUGCAGUCUUAUAAUAAGUGGGUGUGAUUCUACUUUAACUGUCUUAGGCAUGAGUGCUGUAAUUUCUUCAAUUGCCCAUUAUUUGGGACUGGGUAUUUUGGCUUUUAUUGGAUCAACUGAUGAAGAUGACAAGAGGCUUGGUUUUGUAGCACCUGUUUUAUUUUUUAUUUUGGCUCUGCAGACUGGCUUAAGUGGUCUAAAGCCAGAAGAGAGACUAGUUCGCCUAAGUCGAAACAUGUGCCUUUUGUUAACUGCAGUCCUGCAUUUUAUCCAUGGAAUGACAGACCCUGUACUAAUGUCUCUCAGUGCCUCCCAUGUGUCGUCAUUUCGCAGACACUUCCCUGUACUUCUUGUUUCAGCUUGCCUUUUUAUUCUUCCAGUUCUGCUCAGUUAUAUCCUUUGGCACCACUAUGCAUUAAAUACAUGGCUUUUUGCAGUUACAGCAUUUUGUGUGGAACUUUGCCUAAAAGUAAUUGUUUCUAUCACUGUUUAUGUACUAUUCAUGAUUGAUGGCUACUAUAAUGUCCUAUGGGAAAAGCUUGAUGAUUAUGUCUACUAUGUUCGUUCAACAGGCAAUAUUAUUGAGUUUAUAUUUGGUGUAAUCAUGUUUGGAAAUGGAGCUUAUACCAUGGUAUUUGAAUCAGGAAGUAAGAUUCGGGCUUGCAUGAUGUGUCUACAUGCUUAUUUCAACAUCUACUUGCAAGCCAAGAAUGGCUGGAAAACUUUUAUAAAUCGCAGGACAGCUGUUAAGAAAAUAAACUCACUUCCUGAAGUAAAAGGAAGUCGGUUACAUGAAAUAGAUGAUGUAUGUGCAAUCUGCUACCAUGAGUUUACUGCAUCUGCUCGUAUUACUCCAUGCAAUCAUUACUUUCAUGCACUUUGCCUUCGGAAAUGGCUCUAUAUUCAAGACACUUGUCCAAUGUGCCAUCAAAAAGUAUAUAUUGAAGAAAAGGAAAAUGCCAAUAUCUCUAACAAUGGGUUUGUUGCACCUAAUGAAAAUCCUGUAGACGUUGCAGAAGAAGCUGCUGAAGCUGCACAUGAAAUAAAUGAAGAUAAUGACAGUACUGAUAGUGAUGAUGACGACUGUGUGGCAGAUCACCACAAUGAGACUCUUAAUGUUGAUUCUGACUCCCUGGGUGACUAAAAUCACUGAGGUAUUUGUUUAAAAUGGAGUUCAGCAACAGAAUAAAAGUUUCACUUCAUCAUUGUAUACUUAAGCACAA